AUUUGCCUGUGAAAGAAUCAAAAAUCAAUGUUAAUAAUCAAUCAUCAAUCAUCAAAUAAAGUACGAAAUUCUUACCUGAAGUUUGACCUUGGUCAUGCGUAUGAAUCAGAGUAUUGUUGUGGCCCCCCACAAUGCUGUCUUUGUAAAUGGUGAACUUUUCUGCAGCACUCCCAGCAAGUUUAUUUGGCUGUAUAUUUUGAUAUUUGGAUCUACUUUAUAUGGCUUCAAUCGAAAGGAUCAGGGAACGGUGCGACAAUGAAACUGGGUUUGCUUAAGAGUGAUCAAUGAUGUUGUUGUUGUUUUUUAGC
Messenger RNA from Gilbertella persicaria, 308 nucleotides. RefSeq lists its product as uncharacterized. Lineage: Eukaryota; Fungi; Mucoromycota; Mucoromycetes; Mucorales; Choanephoraceae. The record is from RefSeq and is a predicted model, not a curated record. Bases 95 to 259 code for a protein of 54 amino acids. The transcript is spliced from 4 exons.